This is a messenger RNA of Acipenser ruthenus (sterlet), 6045 nucleotides long. RefSeq names its product cGMP-inhibited 3',5'-cyclic phosphodiesterase 3B-like. The coding region runs from base 280 to 3576 and encodes 1098 amino acids. The transcript is spliced from 16 exons. Gene Ontology annotation, cellular component: membrane. The record is from RefSeq and is a predicted model, not a curated record. Gene Ontology annotation, biological process: signal transduction. Lineage: Eukaryota; Metazoa; Chordata; Actinopteri; Acipenseriformes; Acipenseridae. Gene Ontology annotation, molecular function: protein kinase B binding; 3',5'-cyclic-AMP phosphodiesterase activity.
CGUUCCCGGUGCUGCAGAGCGCGCGCCCGCUAGGGUUUCCUUUGCUUUUACUUGUAACUCGUACUGCAGGCUGUGACAUCUGGGAGGCGACAGUGAGUCCAACUCCGCGAAAAAAAAAAACAACAUUUUUACAUUCUUUUUCGCUUUACCCAAAAUGCUCGAGUGCGUUUGAGUGACCAUGGACCGCGUUUACUGUCAUGAAAUAAUACAAUAAUAUAGCGAGGAAAAGGGGGGCUAAAGGGAACUUUUAGUGGAAUAAAAGGAUUUAUCGUUCAAAACAUGGCUGUAAGGGAAGAAGGAGAGGUUUUGCACAGUAGAAUCAAACACCACGAUGGGGUUGGCAAUGCAAACACCACGGAGAGCUUCAGGAACGGCUAUGUGAAGAGCUGCGUCACCCCUUUGAAAGAAGACCACCAAAGGGGCUUUUUAUUUAACGUCUGUCGGUUUUGCAAUGCGGAUUUAACAUGUUCCAAACGAUUUCGAGCCUCGGCUAUUUCCUUUGGUGCAUUUGUAGUUUUUGCAGUUUCUCUACUGGUUUCCAGAAGCCUGCAAAGUGGACUGAGCUCUUUGCUGCUUCUGCGGACUUUGCAGUCAUUUUUGCUGGGCUUUUCGCAAUCACUUAGCCCCCUUUUCAGCAUAGGCUGUGUAUUCUUUUUUUUAACCUUUUAUUUGAGGAGGAACACGAGGGAAAGUUCUAAACCCUGGCUGGUGUCGCUGCCGGCAUCAUGCUACUUGGGGGAUUUCUUGGUUUUGCAGCUUUUGCAAUGGGAGGACAAUCAGCACCAGAUGCUAAUGGUGGGCAGGCUGCUCUUUGUGUUGGGCUGUGUGGGUUUACUGACACUCAUCCCCACUUUGAAACUCAAACACAGUGUUUUGAUUUUGAUUUUUGCCAGUCUGGUCUGGCUCGUUUCCUUCACCAGCCUUGGCUGUUUGCCUCCCUCACUGAGACCCCUUUUGGCAUGCCUGUCGGGGGUAUCCGGCUCUUGCCUGGCGCUUUAUUUUGAUAAUUAUUUUCCAACAAGGGAAGCUUCACACAGGAUCUCCAGCGUAGAGGAAAAGGUGCCUGUGAUCAGACCCCGGAGAAGGUCCAGUUGUGUUUCCUUGGGAGAAACUUCCACAAGUUAUUAUGGCAGUUGUAAAAUGCCCAGGAGACCGUCUUUGCCUUGCAUUUCCAGGGAACAGAUGAUUCUUUGGGACUGGGACCUGAAGCAGUGGUACAAACCACAGUAUCAGGGUGCUGGGGGUGGAAAUGGAGUGGACCUCUCAGUUAUAAACGAAGCCCGUAACCUGGUGUCUGACUUGCUAAUCGAUUCCUCUCUCCCUCCGCAAGUCAUAUCCUCUCUGCGCAGUAUUAGCAGCCUGAUGGGGACGUUUUCAGGCUCCUGUAGGCCACGAGUAAACCCAUUCACCCCCUUCCCUGGCUUCUACUCCUGCACUGAAAUGGAGGACCCAUCAGAGAAGGGAGAAAGGAAGCCUUACAAGGGAAUGACUAGCAGGAGCAGCUUACCCACCCCGCAGCUAAGGAGGAGUUCAGGAGCUUCUAGCCUGCCACCACUAGAGUCUUCAUCUUCAAGGUGGGAUCGCAAUAAUGGAAAGAGACCUCACCAGGAAUUCACUACGGCAAGCCAAGGGUUGCAACCAAAUGGACCUUCGAACCUGCUGACGAUCCCUAAACAGAGGUCUUCAUCUGUAACAUUAACACAUCACGUUGGAUCCAGGCGGGCUGGCACGUCCCCGAGUCUGAGUCCUGUGAACUCACCUAGCCAUGGCCCAGUAAUCGGCGGUUCUCAGGUGACCCGUUCCCCAGUGGAGUUUCCAGACACUGCUGAUUUCCUCACUAAACCAAGUGUCAAUCUUCAUAAACCUUUAGGAUACACUCCGAGUUCUACAGAAUUCCAUCCACAGUUCAGAACGCCUGGCACUUAUCACUGCACUAGUUGUGGACGUCAGACGCUGAAAACGAUUCAGAGUGUGGAGUCUGGGGAGAGUAAUUUACAGUCUGGUACAGAAUUUCGGCACAGACGAUCAGGUGAAGGUGUUGAAAGGACAAGCGAUAACAGACUGUUAAGGGAAUCAGAUGAGAAAGAAGAAACACCAAGUGAACAAUAUUCAUACGUGAGAGGCAAAGCAGAUCCAGAGCAGCAUCCAGAGCAGACACUAAAGAAUCAAGAAACUGAGGACUUUCCAUUAGAUCCAGUAUUGGAAGAUCUGGAAGACCUGAUGGAAAGUGUCAACAAUUGGAAUUUUCCCAUUUUCAAUCUGGUGGAGAAGACCGGGGGGAAAUCAGGAAGAAUACUCAGUGUGGUCAGUUACACCUUGUUUCAAGAUGCAGGUUUAUUUGAAAUCUUUAAAAUACCAACCCGAGAAUUCAUGGCCUACUUCACUGCACUGGAGAAUGGCUACCGGGACAUACCUUAUCAUAAUCGCGUCCACGCCACGGAUGUGCUUCAUGCUGUUUGGUACCUGACAACACGGCCAGUCCCUGGAUUCCAGCAAAUACACAAUGAGCACGUCACUGGGAGUGAUACAGACUCGGACAGUGGGAUUUCCCCGGGCAGAGUGGCCUAUGCAUCCUCCAAAACCUGCCCAAUACAAGAUGAUAGCUAUGGCUGUCUGGCUUGGAACAUCCCUGCCUUGGAGUUGAUGGCACUCUAUGUAGCAGCAGCCAUGCAUGAUUAUGAUCAUCCUGGGCGUACAAAUGCAUUUCUUGUAGCCACUAAUGCCCCGCAGGCUGUGCUGUACAAUGACCGAUCGGUCCUGGAGAACCACCACGCAGCCUCAGCGUGGAAUCUCUUUUUGUCCCUGCCAGAGUUCAACUUUCUGUCUAGCCUGGAUCACGUCGAGUUUAAACGCUUUCGUUUCUUGGUGAUUGAAGCCAUUCUAGCCACAGAUUUGAAGAAACAUUUUGAUUUUCUUGCAGAGUUUAAUGCCAAGGUUAAUGAUGUGAACAGCCCAGGAAUAGACUGGACUAAUGAAAAUGAUCGUCUGUUAGUUUGCCAAGUUUGCAUUAAGCUGGCAGACAUCAAUGGCCCAGCGAAAGCCCGUGAGCUGCACUUAAAAUGGACAGAAGGCAUUGUCAACGAAUUUUAUGAACAGGGAGAUGAAGAGUCUAGUCUUGGUUUACCAAUCAGCCCGUUUAUGGACCGGUCUUCACCUCAACUGGCAAAGCUUCAGGAAUCCUUCAUCACGCAUAUUGUUGGUCCGCUGUGUAACUCGUAUGAUGCAGCCGGUUUGCUUCCAGGCCGCUGGAUUGAAGAGGAUGAGGAUGUGCUGGAGUGUGCUGAGGAAGAUGAAGAUGGAGAUGAUAUAGAAACAGAAGAUGAUGACAUGGAAGAGGACAUUGCACCAAAAAGGAGAAAGGGCAGGCGACGGAUGUUCUGCAGCAUCAUGCACCACUUGACGGAAAAUCACAAAGUGUGGAAGAAGGUUAUCGAAGAGGAAGAGAAGAGCAAGUCUGAACUGAGUAAACAGCAAUCUGAGAACUCAUCUUUACCUCAAACAUCAGAUGACAUCCAGGUGAUUGAGGAAGAGGCAGAAGAGGAUGAGGAGAGACAGCAGGCAGAAGAUAAAAAGUGACGCUACCAGAGUCCUGCUGGACCUCAAAGGACACGCUGAAUUGUCACUGUGCCGACACCAGAGACACAUUUCAUGUCGCGUAGAAAAGGCCUUAAUACUGUGAGAGGAUUCUUGUGAAUUAAGCAGGAACCCCACUCCUAUGCACUUUCACCCCAUGGAAAUAAAAUAAUAAUAAUAAUUACAAAAAAAGCAUACUUAAUGAAAAUAAAUAAACAACAAGCUUGUAAAACAUGAAGUAAGGGCCUUAAUGCCACCCAUGAUGUAAAGUUAGAUAGCUGUGAUUCUGCCUUGUUGAACACAGAGCGCUUACUUUCCAUGAGGUACUUGGAGAUAUAAAAAAAAAUAAAAAUAAAAUAAUGACACUAGUUACCAAAGUGAACAGUGCAAAUAUGGAAAUGUAGGUGAUUCUGAGUACCCUUCAGAUUUCACCAUUUAAAAAGAAAAAUACAUUGUGCCUGUCUGAGACUAGUACUGAACACUACAGUGCAGACUGUAUAUGAACCAUUAUUUCUCUGAAAACUACAGUUUUACCAGAACUUUUGAUACAUUUGGUGACUGUAAAAGCAGACAGUAACAUUAACACAUGCAAGUUCUGAAGUUUUGACUGAAAAAAAAGAAUAUAAAAAUCACCUGCAUCAAUUUUGAUGCCUUUUAUCGUUGUGUAUAACCUGCCUGUUUGGUUUUUACUUUCUGUAUAUAUAUAUAAAAAAAAGUUCAGCAAUGCACAGUGGCCAGUCAGUUCAAUCAACUCAGAAAAGUCCAUUGUUGUUUACCACAUAGCAUACAGAACAGGAAAGCUGUUUCAAUGGAUAUUUUUCCUUUUUUAUUUUACUAUAUAUAUUUUUUCACUGUUACUCAGGAUUCACAUUUAGAAACAUUUAAAUAAAUAGCUAUUUCACAAACUCAUGGAGUCAUAAAAAAAAACAAAAAACAUUUUUAUUCUUUGUACGGGACAAUUGCAACAAAUAUAUAUUCAUUUGUUUUAAACCCUCCUCCAUUAAACUGUUAAAGAAAGGUGAAUAAUUAUAUUGCCAAUUCCCCCACAAAUGUACAAUUCAUUGUGGUAUUUUAUGACUUUUGUAUUUAUUUUCAAAACAGCCCUAGUAAUGAGAUACUACAAAUAGGUUUGAAAAUGGUGUUUGAUUAUGUUGCAGCUUAAUGAAAAUAAAACCGAUUUCGUACAUUGAAUAAAUAAGGUUGACCAUGUAUUAGGAUAGGAUUCGAUUUGUCAGUUGUCCUGCGAUAAUUUUUGUUGUAAACCCACUGAGUCUUGUAUCAUAGUUCUACAAGCAUUAAUAUUUUCACAGAAUAUAUACUUUGCCAAAUAUACACAGGCCAAUAUAUAUGUUCGUUAGCAUCCUACAGUAUUUCCCCAGAACAGUAAAAUACUUGCUGUUACAUCUUCACUGUAUCACAAAAUAAUAUGGCAACAUAACUAAUAAGUAGGAACUCGAGACAUUCCACAAGAAACAUUCUACCUAUUGAAAAAAGAAAAAAAAAGGAUUCAUAUGUGUCAAGGAGUUUGCAAACUAAAUGCAUGUAGAGCUCUUACACAAUGUUUGUAAAUUAUUUCAGGUUGCAGAUAUUAAAGUUCUCGUGCAGACUGUGUAAAUCAAGCUAGUAUAAAAGAAAUGUGCACCCUUUCCUCCUAAGCAAGUGUUUAAUCGCUCCACCCAAGCAUAUCUACACAUCUGUUUUAUACGUGUGGCUGACAUAUAUUGUACAUAGAAAACCUGUAAUUAUCAUCCAGUUUCCAGAGUUUUUAUCUAAUACUAUAUACAGAUGUAAAAUCUGUACAAGGGGAGCUGUGGGUACUUGUGUUUUUUUCUUUUUUGUCUGUGUACUAUGUCUGCGUGUUCCUAAUCAUAACCACUGUUGUUGCUAAAUCUCUGAACACAGCGUUGUUAAUACGCACAGUUGGUGCCAAACUAUUCCCAUCUUGUGAAAUACACCCAGGCAGUGUUCCCAUCAUACAUUUCUACCAGUAAUAAACUUAAGCUACAUGGAAAAACAAACAAUGGAAUACAUUUAAUAAUUAUUUAAUCUUUGGCAAUCACCAUACUUUUAUACACGCUUGGCUGUGAGGUGCAGUUGGUAUGCAUACCUUUAUUUUGUGUAACAGUAGCAAGUUUUAAUGGUGUUCUACCUAAUUUACUACAACACACAGUGCUAUUCAGAACCUGCAACUCUUAGAUAUUAUAAGAUAAUAUUGAUGAUUAUUAUAUUGUGAGGCUAACUGUUUAUUGGGUAAUCACUGUGCAAGUAUCCCUUUUCCCAGUUUUCUUGAAUUUUCAUCAGUGCAUUUAUGAAUGUUCAUGUCAUCAAUGCAUUUACAAAUGGUUGUCAUUUUUAUGUAGCAUCUAAAUACCUAUGUCAGAUGUAACUGUUCAAAUAUGUGGGGAAGUUCAUUUUCACGGUUUUAUUGUUAUUUAUAGUUGUUUAAAAGUCAUAAAAGGCCAUCCCAAAAUA